AUGGCUGAACUCUUUGACUUCUUGGAGACGACCCACUCCGAGCAACAGCCUCUUCUGUCGACGCCGUGCCGCAAGCUUUUCGAUGAUCCGGAGCACACGCCGGCCUUCGUGAAAGCUAGCCCCCCUUCCGAAUCUACGAAUGCUUCUGGCUCACAGGCAAGCAACGACAGCCCCGACUCUAGCAAGACUGCAUCCACGAAUACGUCUUCGACGCCUGCUCCAAGUUCCCUUCGGCCCCAGGCGCCGGAGCCUGGCAAGAAGUUUGGAUUUGGCAAUGCUUUCAGGCCCUCGAACUUGCAGUUCCGAUCCAAGUCUACCGACUCCAACUUGGGUGACCAAGCCAGCCCCAGCAAGAGUGACCUCGACAUGAUGAAGAGUGAGAUCGAGCAGGCCAGGGAGCUUGUGAAAACGGAGAAGAAGACUGGCAAGGCAGCUGCUGGUGAUGGUGCUAACACGGCAAGCAAGCCCGGCCCCAUUGGGCAGCAGGCCAAGCAGGCUUUGCUGAAGAAGGCCAGCUCAUCUGAUGUGCUGGGGUUGGCAGCUGCUGUCAGCAGCUUGAAGCUGAGCCCGGCUCAGAAGUCGGCCGCCAAGAAGGGCCGUGGAAAGAAGAAGGCCAAGGAGCCGGAACCGGAGGAGGAUCUAGGAUCUCCUGAGGAGAAAGAGUCUGACGUUGAGAGCCCCGUGAGCUAUGAGCAGGUCGACAGCGACGAGGACAUCAACAAGGAGAAUCGGCUUGAGGAGGCACGCUCCGGCAAGCCGACCCGCAAGAAGAAGCAGCCCAAGACCACGAAGGACGUGAAGCCCAAGGCUCGUGGUAAAGCCCAGCCGAAGCGCAAGAGCACAGGUUCCGAGGGAUCGACCAAGGAGAAUGUGAAGACGAAGAACAAUAAAAGCAAAAGCAAGCAAGACCCGGUGGAGAAGGCCGAGAAGAAGAACAAGAAACCUUGCAUGGAGAGCUUCCUAGCAAAGGAGUGGCUUAAGUUCCGCGACGACAAGAUGAAGGAGUUGAAGGGCACCAAGCCUUACAAAGAGCUUUUGAAGGACAUCUCUGUGCUGUGGAAGACCCAGCCUGCACGCAAAGCAGCAGCCGAAGGCUUGACCAGCAUGGAGCUGAAGCGAGUCCUCAAGGAUUCCCAGGCGAUUCCUUGCCGGUGGGAGAAUGAUCAGCAAAUCGUCGUGCUCGAAGUCGCCGAGGAAGGCUCGCGACGCUUGAAAGAUACGAGCCCCAGCACCAUCCGCUCCCUCUUGGCAGAGUUUGAAUCGAAUGGAAUGGUCGAGACGACACUGAAUGGACACGACUGUGUCCGCCCGGAAGGAAGUGGCGGCGAUGUUGAUUUCUUCGAGAUCACCCCGGACGAGCAGAGCCCCCUUGUCUUCAAGUAUUCAGCCAUUCCCCAGAAGACCAUCGAUCAGGGUGGUGUCAAGUUCACCAGCCUCGCCAGCUUCUUCAAUAACCGCGAGCUCAUGUGCAACAAGAUCCUUCAUAUGUGCUGGAGGGUGUGCUAUUCGCAGGACGAUCAGGACAGACUGCUGCUGCUUUUCUUUUGA
Molecule: messenger RNA, 1548 nt
Organism: Symbiodinium sp. CCMP2592
Lineage: Eukaryota; Dinophyceae; Suessiales; Symbiodiniaceae
Source: the annotation of a GenBank genome assembly